Haliotis rufescens (red abalone) is the source of this 13028-nucleotide messenger RNA. Its product is annotated as poly [ADP-ribose] polymerase tankyrase-like. The transcript has 50 exons. Gene Ontology annotation, molecular function: NAD+ poly-ADP-ribosyltransferase activity; protein binding. The record is from RefSeq and is a predicted model, not a curated record. NCBI's taxonomy places the organism in Eukaryota, Metazoa, Mollusca, Gastropoda, Lepetellida, Haliotidae. The coding region runs from base 209 to 7726 and encodes 2505 amino acids.
GCGACUACCAGUCGAUAUAAAUACCCUAUCACUCAGUACUUCCGCUAGCAAUGGAGGUAUAAGCUCUGCGGAGACGGUGUCUCACUCAGUGUUUUCUCAUUGCGAGUGUACCGAAACACAGCUAAAAUAGAUUUAAGACACUUUUGUUGAAGAUUUGAAGUGGAAAGUUCUUUGGAAUUGGUGACUUUUGUCCCCACCCUUUUCAGCCAUGAUUCCUUCAUUUGUUAAACGACUGUCCAGUAGAUUAUCAUUCACAAAACAGACCAGCGACAAAAGAGACACAACUGAUAAAGUAGAUGGACGGCCAUCUUUGUCUCGUCAGUCCACAAAGGAACUUGAUAAGAGUGAUGAGGAUAAGUCUACUCCAGGAAGGUCAGGCUUGCAACGAAGGUCAACUUCCAACAAGACACCCUUGUCAAAACGUCCGACAAUUCAACUGGACAGGGAAGAAUCAGUGACCAAAAAAUCGUCCCGUCAAGUGACCUUUGCAAAAAGAAAGUCAUCAGAAUCUGAUGAAUCUGCACCAACACCAACUAGGAAGUUGUCCAAAAAAAUAUCAUCAGCUGGGAAAAAUGUUUCCUUGACAUCCAAACCAGUCCUGGCAGGUCGAGCACCAUCUUUGACUGCAAAAAGUCCAUCAGUGACAGCACCCACCAAAAAGACCGCAGCGACAAAGGACCCAAAUGCAAAGACACUUUGGUACAUCAGAGGCACCUAUGUUACUGUCAGGAAUGAAGAAGGCGGCUGGUUUCUGUGUCGCCUUCGAAACAAUGUCUACAACACAACCAAGACUGUCAAAAUCCGAUGGUUGUCCCCAAAAUACACUUUUACUGAUAACGACUUUUUAUUGGACUAUGCAGAUGAGAUUGACCCUGGGUGCAUUCUGUUCAAUGUCCGUGUAACAAAAAUAGGAAAAGUGUAUUUGCUGUGCAAUGAAGAUCGACUGGAAGCUGAUAAGCUGUUGAAGGUUGUAGAGGAUGUGACCAAGGGAAACAUGGCUGCUGAUGAUGUGGACAGCGACAUUGAAGAAGUUGUGCAGAUUGAACCUCCAGAAAAGAAGAGGAAGAUAGAGAAGAAGAUCAAGGAAGUUUCAAAGGGGAAGAAAGAAAAAACAAAGGGGAAGAAAGAAAAGACGAAGGGGAAGAAAGAAAAGGCAACAAAGUCUAGGAAAACACCAGGAGAGAAAAAGAAGAGAGAGCCAAAAGAAAAGAAAGAGCGCAAGAGAAAAGUCCCCAAAAAGCCUGAUGAGCUGACUCUACAUCCAAAUCCUGCUGUCCAUGUGUACAGGAAAGACCCUUUCUUUGAAACAAACCAAUCGGUGUCCUUUGUGUCCAAGUAUGCACACUCCAAGCUGGUAUUCCGAGCUGUCCAUAUGAAAGAUUACAAACUGCUUAAGAAGUUAAUCAAGGAUACAGAAAAGAUUCGAUAUCUUUCCCAUUAUCGGAGUACCGCUGAUGAAACCACAGCCCUGCACCAUGCAGUAACCUUGAAGGACAAGGAGGCCAUGAGCAUCCUGUAUAAGGACUACUUCGGGAAUGAAAACAGUACCCUAGGAAAGAGGAAAAAACACACAAUGCCUGACAAAGUCAACGUUGCAAAACUAGAGACUGGAUCGUACAACUUCAGAUCACUGGGUGUUGCCUUUAUACGUCCAAUCAUGGCCAGUCGAGGCAGUCGAGAAGGAAACAAUGCCCUUACUAAGGAUCUGUCCGAUAUGCAAGAAAGAAAAGAGCCAUCAUCUGAAUCAAUCAUCACUCACAUGUUAGCUGUUGGUAUUGACUUCAACACCAUGAAAGAUGUUUUGAAGGGAAAGAAGGACAGUCCAAUGGACUACUAUAAAUAUCAACAAGCCCUUGUGAACAUAGACAUAGCUCUUCAACAUGGGCACCACAAACUUGCUGGAGCCAUCAUGCAGGAAAUAGCAACGGAACAUCCAGGCCUCGGGAAACUAGCCACUCUUCACUACUCGGUUCUCACGUCAGACAAGGAGUUGAAGAAUUGCCCGCCAUCACAGGUCAAGUGGGGAAUCAAGUCGGUCAGAAUGAUAACACCAAUCCACAUUGCUGCCUGUAACCCGAACACUCAGCAUCUGGACCGACUGCUCAAGGUGGAGCCUGACUUCCACAUCUCAGACAAGUGCAACCGUCGACCCAUCCACUUUGCUGCUGGCUGUGAGUCCACAGCCCCUCUGGAGUACCUGGUGGGGAGAGGGGCCAACAUGUAUGACUGUGACCACAAGGGAGACACUCCUCUUCACUUUGCUGUCCGGGCAAACAGAGUUAAAAAUGUGAAAUAUCUCCUGCAAGAAGCCAAAAAAACCAUGAGUGACGAUGAUCCAAUCUUUAUGCGCUUUGGGGUUGGAGGCCUGAAUCGGCCAAACAAGGCCUCGUACACAGCAAUGCAUAUGGCCACAGAGAAAGACUAUGUGGAAAUUGUUGAUGUGCUGGUCGGUAAUGGAGCCAAGGUAGAUGUGCCACUCAACACAUCUCGCUUCAAGGUCACGCCUCUCAUGAUGGCCGCUCAGUUCGGUUUCCUGGAUACACUGAACUACCUUGUGGACCAUGAGGCAGUUGUGCAGCGGAAAGACCGCCUGGGCAGAACAGCUUUGAUCCAUGCAGCCAUGAACGGGAACACAAACAUCUUGUCCUACCUACUGAACAUUGGCUGCAACCCCAAUCUGUGUGACAACUCCGGCAACUCCCCCAUCAACUACGCUGCAGCGUACGGCUGGUACUUCUGUGCCAAAACACUACUUGAGGCAGGAGCAGACGCCAAUGUAGGAAAUGACUGGAAGACUACGCCUCUCUCCAUCGCCUACAUGAAGAGCCAUUUUGGUAUUGUCAGCCUGCUGCUGUCAAAAUCUGAUGUUGAUGUCAAUUUCCAGGAUGACCAAGGUAUGACCUUGGUGUCUACAGCUGCCUCAAGCGCCCUGUACCCAGACCUGUAUGAGCAGAUGGUAUAUCUGGUGAAGGACAAGAAAGCGGACUGCACCUUUGUGGAUGUUGAGGGUUGUACACCUCUUCAUCACCUGGCCCGCAAUGACAUCCUCCUGGAGGGCACACAGCUCACGCCAAUGCCAAGUGAUGAGGCGAUGGAAACAAGUGUAAAGAUUGCCAAGUUGCUUGUAGAAAAUGGCUGUGACCAGAAGGCUCUGGACAAGAAGGGAAUGUCAGCGGUCAUGGCAGCUAUGAGAAAUGGCAACGUACAGCUGGUUGAGUUUCUGCUGCAGAAGGACAGCCCCAUCAUGACGGACCUGGACAAGGAGGGGGACAACAUCCUCCAUUCCCUGUGUUAUGACCACAUGGACUCCAUGAAGGACUACCUUGCAGUCCUCAAGUCCAUUGUUUCCAAGGAUGCAGCACAAAAGAAAGCUUUCAUAGAAAUGGCUAAAACCUUCUGCAAUGAUGGCAGUAUUCCGCUGCUAGCUGCCUGUCAGCAGUACAGUGUCUGCAAGAAAAAACUAUCUUCGACUGAUGAGGAAGAGGAUAAGGCAGCUGGAAGGCUGUUGUGGAAACGUGGACGUGAUUUCAUCAAGUUUCUGAUCGAUGAACUUAAGUCCGAUGUGAAUGCCAUCAUAUCUGAGAAACAUUAUGAGAAAGAAGAGGACAAGCCAGAGAAGGAAGAGGACAGAUACCAAGCUGACUGGGGCAAAUGGUCUGUGGCAGAAAUGCUUGCGGAUGUUGAAUCUUGUGAGUAUUGUGGUUUACGGGAAGAAAAGGAAGAAGAGUGGCCAGCACUCCGAAUGAUCCUCAAGUACAAGCCCAACAUGAACACUCGUGACUGUGAGGGCCACACAGCGCUCACGGGGGCUGUUGACUACAGCAAGGUGGUGCCAGCUCACCUGCUGGUUGAGGAGAGCAAUGCUGAUGUGAAUGCCUACUACAUCAAGGAGGAGAAUGGGAAGAAGUACAAAAUCUGGACAGUUGUCAUAGCAGCUCUCACGGCUAACUAUGAGCUCCUGACUUUGAUGGUUAAUGCAUCUGCGGACCUGAAUGUGAUUGAUGAGAGGGACGGCAGUCGGCCUCUCCAUGCAGCCAUCAUCAAGGGAGACAAGGCGGAUGGUACACUGAAGAUGAUGAACAUACUUCUCAGUCACGGCGCUGACGUGAAUGUUCUAAACAAGACACUGCGGACACCACUUCAUCUUGCCGUUGAUUACAACCAGGGAAACAUGAACGACAACUUUGACCUUGUGCUGGCCCUCAUGAACAAGGGUGCGGACUUGACGAUCAAGGACGUGCGUGGCCGGAUACCCUUGCAUUAUGUCUUUGUCAAGAGAGGAAAACACACAGACAGCUCCCAGCAUGACCCAGUAGAGCUGUGUCGUAUGGUCGCCUCCAAGAUGAAGCCUGCGGAAAUCAACACAAAGGACAAGUUUGGGAUGACACCUCUUCACCGGGCCGCCUUCAGGGGAGCCAACAUCUGUUGCAUGUACCUGAUGCAGAUGGGGGCUGAUAUGAACUCGAAGGAUAACCAUGGCAACACACCAUUAACAAUGGCUGUCAAGGGACAUCAUGAUGGCUGUGCUACUAUCCUCAUCCAAAAUGGGGCAUGUCUGAAGGACCCUAUUGUGGAGGUCAUAUGCGAAAAUGAGAGGAAGCAUGACGAUGACUCGGACGAGGAUGAAGAUGAAGAUGAAGAUGAAGCAAUGGAUGAAGAUGAUGAGGAAGAUGAGUAUGACUCUGAAGAUGACAGUAACAAGAGGGGGAAGAAGAAGAAGAAGAAGAAAGGGACAGUGAAAGUAAUGAAGGCGUGGAAAGUGAAAGGUGUUGAAGACAAAGUAAAGAAGGAGACGAUCAAUAAGACACCACUGCUUGAGUAUGCUCUGAAGAACGAGUUCCAGGGAGUGUGCUUCAUGGUGAUGGCUAAGUCUGUUGAAGAAUCAGGAAUCACAUUUGCAGAUGCCAUUGAGAUGGGACUGAAGCUACAAAAGUACAACAUUGUUCUGCGACUUCUCGCCACGACAACCGAUGUGCAGUCGAUACGCAAGAACCGUGAACAUGGGCAAAACCUGAUUCACUUCCUCAGUCUCAAUGCCAGGGGGUUUGAUGAUCUCAUUAAGAAGGUGGUGACCCAGCUGGUAGACAAAGGGCUGUCCCUGACCAAGCAGGAUGAUUACAAGUGUACACCUCUACUGUAUGCUUCCCUCAACAGGAACUAUGGCCUUGCCAAGUUCUUCAUGGAGACCCCGGGGGUGUACAGUCCCAAAUAUACAGACUCCUUUGAUCGAAGUGUCAUGUCUGCUGCGUUUUGGAAGUCCUCCAAACCAUUUGAUACCGACCUCACAUGGUGGAUUCAUGAUUUGUAUACGAAGAAGGGAACAGCUGAUGUCCUGAUUGACUGUCCGCUUCAAGAAAUCAUUUUCCGGUCUGAGGACAAGGACCCUCACUACUGGAAGAAGUACAACUCACCCAAGGUCUCCCCUCUCAUCAUUGUCAUCAACCAUAACAGUGUCUUCUUCACACAAUGGCUACUGAAGAAAGGCGUCAAUGUUAACAUGGCAGACACCCAAGGGGUCACACCAAUGAUGCAUGCUGUCAAGGUGAAUGACGUGUUCAUUGUGAAGACGCUGAUGAACUACAAAUUUGACCCUGAAGCUAAAGAUGAUGAAGAGACCAAGAAACCACUCAAGGAGCAAUCAGCAACAAAAAAGAAAAUGCAUGGUCGGAUCUUCAAACUCAAGCGAAGUGUUUCAAAAUUGUCACAACUGUCUAAGGAAGAUGAUGAGAGUGAUGAAGACUCAGAAGAAUCUGAAGAAGAAGAAGAAGAAGCAGAAGAAGAAAAGAAAAAAGUAGACAACAAGAAGAAGGAGUACAAGCCCUACAAGAAGGUGAGCAAGGUGAACCUGAACGCUGUGGACAUGAAUGGCUGGACCGUGAUGCACCAUGCUGUAUGCCCCCUUGCCCAUGGCACCUUCGAUAAUGAUGAGAUUGUGUUCAUUCUGGCCAAAGCUGGUGCCAAGCUUAAUGGGAGGAACAAGAAUGGCCACACACCUCUGGAUCUGGCCAUAAAGAAUGGUGCCUUCAAGGUUGCCCGGAUGCUGCAGAAACUGGAGAAUAUCAACGAGAAGAACAUGAAACUGCCGAAAUAUCAGUCCAGCACUGUGACGGACAGCAUGAAAUGGUCCACCCCUACUCCGUCUUUCCAUGAAGAUGCUGAGAGACUGGUUGAGAAGGUUGGGAAGCCAAUGGACGUUGAAGAGGAGUAUGUAGCCAAGAUUGACUCCAACUGUACUGUUUCCAAUGGGACAUUGGAGAAGGAUGAGGAACAGGACAUGCUCUAUGAUGUCCUUCUUACCAAGGUCGACGUCAACUUGGGAGUGUAUGGACUGUACAACUUUUACCAGAUUCAGCUUGUUCAUCAGCCAGGCAAGGACCUGUUCAUCCUGUUUACGCGGUGGGGGCGUAUCGGGGACAGCGGACAGUAUCAGCACACUCCGUACCAAGUGAAGGAGGAGGCUGUCAAGGAGUUCUGUAAAAUAUUCCGGGCCAAAACCGGAAACAAGUGGACAGAUGUUAAAAGUUUUGAGAACAAACCAAGGAAGUAUCGCAUUGUUCACAAUAAGGAGAGACGUCAAGGCCGCACUCAAACGGAUGUUGAAUUUAAGAACAAGUCGACCAUGAAAUCCAAACUGCCAUCCCAUAUCAGAGAUCUUGUGGAGGAGCUGACCAAUGUCAAGUCCUUGAAGGCAGCUUUAAGCAAGGAACCAAUGGACACCAGCCUGAUGCCGUUUGGAUGUAUGCAGAGAGAACGCCUCCUCAAGGCCAGGUCACUGCUCCAGAAGAUAAGUGUGCUUGUGGACGAAGUGUCUGAUUAUCGGGCGAUCAAUAGGUCAGAAGACCAAACUGUGGAGAAGAAGGAGAAGUACCAGGCUAACUGUGAAGAAAUAGCUAAGCUCAGCAGUGAGUACUACCAAGUCAUACCACAGGUUGGUUUUGCUUACGAGAAGAUUAGGCCACUGGACCAGCUCCAUGAUCUGAAGAAACAGAUCCGUCUGGUCUCCAAUCUCCUGGACUAUGAAGUGGCCAGCAGGAUGCUCCUGGGCGCCAUGUAUAGAGAGAAAGAAGUGAACCCUCUAGACUAUGUGUAUCAGUCUGUGGGAUGCAGGUUACAGCUGUUGUCUGAAGACGUUGUGGAGUCGCAGUACAUCCUCCGCUACAUCAACAACUCAGUGGACUACGCAGAGGUCGAGGCCAUCUACAGAGUUGCGGUUCCAGGGGAACAGGAAAGGAUGGAUAAGAAGAAUUUUGGCAAUCAUCGACUUCUCUGGCAUGGCACCGGCGUCGCCAACCUCAUCAGCAUUCUCCACAGGGGUCUUGUAAUUGCACCCCCGGAUGCACCCAUCACAGGGCACCUGUAUGGCAAGGGUAUCUACUUCUCUGACACAUUUGAAAAGAGUGCGGGAUAUUGCAGCAGUGACGGCAAGACACUCUUCAUGCUGUUGGCUGAGGUGUCACUUGGCAACCAAAAGGUAAUUGUCAAUGGGUAUUCAGAAAACCUUGAUAAACGACAGAAAGGAUUUGACAGUGUCCACACCAUUGGAAAGUCGAGGCCAGAUGGAAAGCAUGAUGUCUGUUUACCAACAGGGUGCGUGAUGCCACUUGGUGAGAAGAAGUAUGAAUAUCACUACAACAACGAGUACGUCAGUAAUUACCAUAAUGAAUUUGUGGUGUACGAUGAGGGCCAGGCAUGCUUGCGCUACCUGAUUCAGUGGAGAAGGAAGUAGCUCCCCAUUGCACAACAUUUCAUUAUGAGGGUCUGGAGAUGUGUUUCCGUGACUAAAUAGCUUGUUUUGAUAGAUAAUAGGAGACAUGAUAUCAAGGUCCUGUUCAUCGUAAGUCUACGACACUGAUGAUCGUAAGUCUACAUCACUAUGAUCAUCUAAGUCCACGACUCUUCAUUCAUCAUAAGUCUAUAUAACACUACUAUCAUUGUAAGUCUAUAACAUUACGAUCAUCAUAAGUCUAUGACACUACAUUCAUUGUACAUCUAUGACACUACGAUCGUCGUAGGUCUAUAACACAAUGAUCAUCGUAAAUCAUGAGACUGCGAUCAUCAUUCAAUUUUAGGACUGUCAUCACUAUAAGCAUGUAAUGCUUUGACCACCAUACCUAUAUAAAACGUCCAAAACUCUAUAACACCAAAAACCAUUGUAAGCCAAUAUGACUAUGAACAUAAAAACUUCAUUGACCACUUUAAGCCUGUAACACCAUGUGAAAAAAGCAUAGAACACAAAAGUCUAUAGCACUACGAUGGUCAUAAGUCUGUGUUAUAACAGGAGCCACAACAAUCAUAUGUAUAAGGGCAUCAUAAAGUUGUUAGAAUAUUUGUAUCAGGACUUUUACUAUGAUGCCUAAGCAGCUUUGUUCUUUGAGAAAUCAUUUUUGAUGAAACAUAUUAAUCAAGUUUCAUAUAUGUUGGUCUGUGGUGUGAAUGCUUGGGAAAAUGUGUCUAUUCAUUAUAGAAAUGUUUUGCUUGUUUAUAUUGGUUUGGGGUUAUGCAAAUUGUGAGCUUGAGGUUCUUUUCAGCAACAUUUGUUUGCGUGUGUGAUCAUUUACUAUUUUGAUGUGUUGAUUGUUUUCUGUUUCCAAUUUCUGCUUUAUUAAUAUAUGACUUGGUUUUGUGAAAACUUUCCAGAUUUCACAUAUUUUGGGAACAUUUUAUCUCCUCAGUGACAAUUGACCAAUGAAUAUAUAUCAAAGAGGAAGACACUUAAUUUGUUGUUUUACAGAUUUUGAGUAUUUCAAUGUUCAAGAGGCAAAAUUAUGCAAAUCUUGUUAAAGUUGAUUUGAAGAUAAUUUCCUGCAAAAAUACUCUAGAAAAAAAUAUCAAGUAAGGCAAUGUUCAAUAGCCAUAUUCACAAAUCAAUUACCGGGUAACAUAUUUGUGUGUGUUUCCGUCUUGCAUAACUUAUCUGUAAAACAAGAAAAUGAAUUGAUACAGGCUAAGAAAGAUUAGAAAUUUGUUUGGCAGCAUUCUCAUCUGUUGGCACAUGGUUAAAAGUUAUGAAGUGUAUGUUUUGUAGGAAUAGUGUUCGUUAUUAGCAGCACUUUGUAAGUGUUGUAUAAACUGAAUAUCACAGUGACACCAUGACAUUGUCAUGACUAUCACAAUACACCUGGAUUGCUUGUAUGAACUGAGGAAUAAGAGACAGCAAUGUGAUAUAAGGGCAUGACAUGUGGAGAAAUAAGAGACACCCAUGUGGUAUGAGGGCAUGACAUGUGGAGGAAUAACAGACACCCAUGUGGUAUGAGGGCAUGACAUGUGGAGGAAUAAGAGACACCCAUGUGGUAUGAGGGCAUGACAUGUGGAGGAAUAACAGACACCCAUGUGGUAUGAGGACAUGACACAUGGAGUAAUAAGAGACACCCAUGUGGUAUGAGGUCUUGACACACGGAGUAAUAAGAGACACCCAUGUGGUAUAAGGACAUGACACGUGGAGGAAUAAAAACACCCAUCUGGUAUAAGGACAUGACACGUGGAGGAAUAAAAACACCCAUGUGGUAUGAGGUCUUAACACAUGGAGGAAUAAGAGACACCUAUGUGGUCCUUAAAGCAAUCUUAGCUCUACAGUCUUACAUGGCAGAACAAUAAGACAGUAAGAUGAUCAUGUUGAACAUGACCCAGGACACUGCACCUGACUCUGUGGAGGUGGAGGGGCAAGUGAGUGCUACUCUCUAUCUACUCUCUAUCUACUCAUGUAAAGAGGAGAGGGAGACAAAGCUUCCCACAUGAAGUCAGCCCAAACCCUAGGUUGUCUGUUUAGUUAGAGCAAUCAUUAACUGCAAGAUUGAUCACAGUUACAAAAUUUGAGUGUGUUUUGAAUGACUUGUAUAAGCUUGCUAGGAAUGACAGCAGACCUGAGCUAAGUCCCCUUAAAGAAUUUUAUUUAGUAGUGGUAUGUCUAUUCAAUGAUGCAUCAUUUCAGCGGCCAUAUUUGUGGUCUUAGAAUGUUGACUAUGCCCAUCAUGAUGAAGACUAUGCAUUUUCUAAUGUCAGAAGAUCCUGUGGUAUGAUUGUGUUUGGUGUAUGUAUGUUAGGCCUUGACAGGAUAAUGAGAAUUGGUAUCUGAUCAUUGUGAUAGGGAGUGUCUGCCAUUUGUACAUACAUGUACUUAAUGUGUGACGAGCAAGAUUCUGUUCAUGCAUUAAAUAUCCCAUGUUGUUGCAUGGAGUUAUUGUAGACUUUAUUGAAACAUCAAUGCUCUGGCUGAUAUUUAAGUUGUCCCAAGUGGGAUCCUCCAGAGUCCUAAAGGGCAGUUGUUCCAAGUCAGACAGGUUUUAGCGUUUAGUCAGUCAUUAUUUUUUUCAGCGUAGUGAGUGCUUAAAGCAAGUGAAAAGUGGACAAACUGCCAAGAACCCUCUUAGAUAUCAGACACACAUUAUUUACUAUCAACCAUAAUCACAUGUCUUUUUUGUGUAGAAGUGUCUAUUUAGAUGGCCAUUUCCUGUCAAAUUUGAUAACCUUUUACUUUGUGAAAGUUGAAUUGCAUGGUUUGGGUUAUAUUCUGGAAAAUAGACAUCAAUGUGCUGUUGGUUAUCAUAAUGGUAGGUCCCUGUUCUAACAACAGCAGUAUCCUCAUGAUGUAUGGUAUUUUUUCACUUUGAAGCCCAUUUCUGGUGUCCCUCGCCGUGAUAUUGCUGGAAUAUUGCUCAAAGCAGCAUAAAGCCAUACUCACUCACUCACUUUGGUAACAGGGUACCAAAGAAGCUGACCAAAGAAGCUAUAUACCUACAUUGAACAAGUCCAUUGUGAUGACUCUAUUCAGGACAGAUUGGGAGUGUCUCAUUCAUUGAAGUCGAGCAACUGUUAAGGUAAAAGAAAAAAAUAGUUUCGGCUCUGGGACCAAUCAAGUGCUUUGUUAGGUUACAGCAGGAUGCAUUUCACUAUGUCUACAACUUGAUGUGCAGCAGCUGCCUGUGACUGAUAUUACAAUAUUAAGACUUAAACGUAAUAUUGUUAACUGCUCAAUCCUCACCCCAGUUGGAUGACACACAGCCUACUCCAGCAUAACACACAACCUGCUCAAACCUACAGGGCAUAACACAUAACUUGUUCCAACCCUUAGGCAGAUCACACAACUUGUUCCAACCCACAGGCAUAACACAUAACAUGCUCCAUAAUCUUGACACAUGACCCGCUAUGCUCCGCAAUCAUUACACAUGACCCACUUUGCUUCCCACAAUGCUCCUAAAGCAUAACACUUUUCACAUGCUUUGGACACAUAAACUCCAACAUGAACAGUCUCUUUCUGAUAUGUUCACAAAUGAAAUCUUAGGGUAACAUACUGUUUAAGUAUGUUUAUGAUUAUUUUAGGUACAAUGUAUAACAAAUAAAGUGGUUUGUGUUUGACAUGCAUGGUCAUGCAAUUUCAAGUAAAGGGAUUCUCCAAAGCUAACACACUUGUAAGUGAUCACUACACAUGACAAACUAAAAAUUUAUAUAUCAUGGACUUAUCUUCAGUGAUGAUUGUUACAUUACUUUUUUCACAAACUAUUUCUUGUUGAAUUAUAUUAUUUUUCAUGUAUUUUCCAUGCAAGCCUUUAUCUGCUUGAUAAGCCUUUUAUACAUUUUACAGUUGUUGUGAUGGUUAUCGACUUAUUGCCAUUUGACAAGGCUGAGUUUGUUUGCAAGAAAGGUGCGUGAAUAUUAUUUUGUUUCAUCAGCUUUGCCUUACCUUGUGAUGCUCAACAAAAUAAACAAAAUAAUUACUGGUUGGCGAUUAAGUUCAUUCAAUGACUGAUUGGUGCAUAUUUUGUUCACCAAUAGGAUGUUGCCAUCUGCUUUUCUCCACUGGUAUGUGUUUGUUUAACGAAAGGAACUGUGUGCCAUCAUGGAAAACUUAUAUUGAGCCUUCAGUGAAAGAGAGAGGUAAAUGGUGUCAUGAAUGAAAAUAUUUCAAAUAGUUUUACCUGGUUACCAGAGCUUACAUUGCCUAUUAAUGUAGCCUGGCUGCAUAUUGUUUGUGUGCAAGAAACAGAAGACACAGUAAGACAUCCUUCAUAAAUUGCAUUCAGAGAUUUAGGAUUCAGUUAACCUUUGAGAUGGGUUAAUCUUAGCAGGAGUAACACCACUCUACAGCAUAUUGUCUUGCACAUGCAAUAAUAUUUUACAUUUAUGAAGGUUUGAUUAUUUGUUUAUUGCUUCGUUACAUAAUGACAAAAGUCUUCAUAUGAAAUCCUUGUACCAAAAUAUCUAAAUUCAAUGUGACAUCAAUUCUGUACAUGCAAAAAUAUUUAUUUCGAAUCUUAAAUGGAUGUCAGGUUUGCCCAGCCAUGAAAGCCUUUGAAUAUCAUAUACUUGUUCCACUGUGAUUUAUAAACAAAUCGUUUUAACAAGGGUUUUUUCCUUCAAGUCAAUGUAUAAGAUGAAUUUCCUUAAAUCUCUGUGGUUGUGCCAAGUGGAGAUGUUGCUUUAUUUACAGUAGUUUUCAUCCUGCACACUUCAGAUGCACAAGUGAAGUUGAGUUUACACAUAUUUCUUACUUCGAUCACCUCAACUAGAAUUAAACUCACAUAUUAAAAGCGUGACUUCCAUGUAAGACUAAUCUAUUGAAUAUAAAUGAUAUUUAUUCAGAAAUUCUUGUGUGCAUUUUCAACACAUAUUCUUUUAUACAUUCUAUUUAACAGAGGACUCACUGCCAUAGAUUGUUUGAUACUGAUUUUAUUCAAUAACUUUAGUGCUUGUUCUAAGGUUCUUUUGACAAAAACCAAGUGACGCAUUCAAUGAAAAGCUGAAAACAGCAUUUAGAAAUUCAGGUCCUUGAUGAACAUUAGGCAUACAUUUUGACUUUAUUAGGUAAUUGUCUUCAAAUAUGUUUGUUGUGUCCUAAUCUGAAUUCAGUAAAGUAUCACCUGAACAUUUUGUCUUAACACAUUUUCAGUUGUUUUAUUUACAGCUGACACUGUGUAGGUAAAUAUGUGAGACUUUUGAUGUGAAGAAAACGUUGAGACUUAUACUUUGCCUAAUGUUAGCAGUAGUACCUUGAACCAUAAAUCAAUUUGCUGAAUAAAUACUAGAUGUUUGCC